Messenger RNA from Drosophila suzukii, 2499 nucleotides. RefSeq lists its product as uncharacterized. The record is from RefSeq and is a predicted model, not a curated record. NCBI's taxonomy places the organism in Eukaryota, Metazoa, Arthropoda, Insecta, Diptera, Drosophilidae.
UCUGCAAACUUCGGAGCGUUCGGUUGUCAAGUUUUCGGUCGCCUGCGUGAUUUUCUCUUUUCCGAUUUCAGCACUCUUCCCGCACACACACACAGCCAACACACACUCUACACAAGAGAGGGCGGAGCGGAGAGAGGAGGCGACUUGACUUUCGCUCGAAUUUCUCGCUUAUUGUUAUUGUUGUUGCCUCACCGUAGUGUAUAUACCAAAUACCCACUGUACUCUGUGUGUGUGUGAGACUGCGACUCCACUGUGUGCGUGUGUUUUUCCUGGAAGUUCGAAUUCUCUUUUUCCGUCUGCGAAACGGCCAACGGCUGAAAAAAGUUGGUGGAAUCAGAAUCAGAAGCGGAAUCACUAGCUUAUCACCAUGGCCGACAACAACAACUGCCCCAAGUGCAAAAAAUCGAUCGUCGCCAAGGAGGCGGCCGCCACGAGCAUCGGAUGCAGUGGCGAGGACUGCCGGCGGAGGUUCCACCGCACGUGCGUGAACAUAGACGAUGCGGUCUUCGAGGCGAUCCAGAAGAACCCCAUGAUAUCCUUCCACUGCGACGAGUGCAAGAAUCAAUCGCCGCGCUCCUUCGCCGCCAAGCUGCACACCAUCGAGGAGAAGGUCAACAAGGUGUGCAGCGGGGUCAACCAGAUCCAGGGCCGGAUGUACCAGCAGUACUUCCAGUUCGGCAAUCAGCCGCUCCAGGCCCUGGGAGCCAGUGCAGCCGGCGUGGGUGGCGGUGGAAUGGCCGGCGGUCUGGAUGGGAAGAAGCAUCCGCAGCAGAACAACCUCAUCGUGGUGGGGAACAACUGCAAUUCCGAUCGAUUGCAGGUCGUUUGCGACUACGGGCGAUGGGUGCAGGUGGGCAAGUUCGCCACGAACACUAGCGAGGAGGAUGUGAUCGAUCACCUGGCCGAGGAGCUGAAGAUCAACAAGAACCUGGUCAAGUGCACCAAGCUGGUGAAGAACGAUGCCAACCUGUCGCAGUUGUCGUACUGCAAGUUCAAGAUCUCCAUACCGGACUACCGCUUCAACGAGCUGUUCAACGAGGCCAUCUGGCCCAGCGGCGUGAUGGUCAGCCCCUUCACUCCGCGCUCCCAGCUGAACCAGAACCGCCUCUAGAGGGACGGGCCCGGCGGCCGGGAGAGCGGUGACCGGGCGAGGGUGAAGCAGUAAGGAUUGGGAGGAGCAGCAGCUGGAGAGGCAGUAGCCAAAAAGGAGGGAGUGCGCCUGCGCAGGGAGAGGAUAAUCGGAGGAGGAGGAGGAACUGCAUCGCGACCUGGCACCCAAGGGUUGCUACAUGGACUGCAACUACACAGCGGAUUCCCCCUCUAAUCCCUUGGGCAUUGAUGGAGCAGCAGGGCAGCAGGCGGAGCAAGGAGGAGCAACUAUGUGCCCCCCGUUGUAUGCUAAUUUUCGACACUCGAAAACAUUGUCUAGAUCUUUAAAAGCUUACAGAACCUAUCUAAUGGAAAACCAACAACAAGCAUAUUUAUUGAAUUAACUUUGAAAAUGCAUUUUAAAAUGUUUUAGCGUUGCGUAAAUAACGAACAUGAAAUCGAUAAUGAAAACCAAAAGUAUUUUAAUGGCAAAACUCACAAGUAAAAUAGAUGUGAAGCAAAAAUAUUAGUCAUUUAUGCAUAACUGUCGUACUUAAAUUAAAGUAAAACCGAAAACAAAACGAGAGAAAACCUAAGAAACCCCAAACUAAACGUACUUAAACACACACACUGAGAAACCGAGAAAUAACGAUUAUUCAGGCGCGUAUUUAAACCAUUUACUAACCAGGCACCGAAAUUAUGAACUUUCCUUUUGAUUUUCCAAACUCACUUCCGGGGACUAGAAAUAUUCGAGAAUUCAAAUUUCAAACCCAGAUCGUUAUACUUUCUCCAAAUCGAUAGAAACUUUAUUACGACGCGUGUGCGACACCUAUCACAUUUAGUACUUAACCGUAACCAAUAUCAAAAACAAAAAAUCGUAUAUUCAAGCAGACGACGGCUUAUAUUUAUAUUGUAUUCGUAUAUGUAUGUAGUUUGAGGCAUUUUCAAAGCUUGUUCCUGUUCCCAAAAACGUUUGGACAUUUUGCGAACCACUGCACAGGACACUGGCCAGCAGCUAGAAACCCAUUCAAAUUCAGAUCGAAAGUAUACAUGUAUUUGCGUUUUCGACGGGCAGUUCCCGGUAUUCCAUAUCAUGGAUAUAAGGACUCCUAGUCACCACAACACGUUCAGGACUCGAGACGAAACGAUGCUGGGCAAAUCCGUUGCAAUAAUAACUCACUGACCGAGUAUAAUGGAUGUACAUUUCGUAAUUGAUCUAUUUUUUUACACCAACCCGACAGCAAUAUUUUCCGUGGGCUCCACGCCAGCGAUAACGAUCCGAACAGAACCGUAGAUAUUUACGCAAGAGUCAGCAAACGAAAUGUAAAACACAUAUAUUAUAUAUUUAGUAUACAACCAAUAUGCAUGCAUGUAUUUAUGUCAACUUUUUCAAUAAAUUCUACAAAAAAA